Messenger RNA from Phalaenopsis equestris, 3704 nucleotides. Its product is annotated as protein WEAK CHLOROPLAST MOVEMENT UNDER BLUE LIGHT 1-like. The record is from RefSeq and is a predicted model, not a curated record. The transcript is spliced from 3 exons. Lineage: Eukaryota; Viridiplantae; Streptophyta; Magnoliopsida; Asparagales; Orchidaceae. The coding region runs from base 141 to 2759 and encodes 872 amino acids.
CCGUCUUUUUUAAGUUUUUUCGAAUGUAUUAAUCGUUCUGCGCUCCCGAAUUGCUAAGGAUAAGAGCUCCGCCGUUCUUCUUCCUUUCCAAUGGGAACAAAUUGAAAAGAAAGAUGGGUAUUUCUGGCUAAUUUGGCAUAAUGUUGGAGUAUCAUACUUCUGAGAACAUGCUUUUUAUGGAACCAUCUCUUUCUCUAGAAGAACCUCUUCAACUUGAGCCUCAACCUUCUUAUUCUCUGAUGUCAGAUGUAAAAAUUAACGCAGAACAACAGCAGGAAGUACAGGCCAAAAGUUCUGCAGCGGUAGUUGAACCUUCUGAUUCCAUAGGCUUACCCUUGGAGUCAAAAUUACCCACCUCAUCACAGAGCUUAACCGGAUCAGUUUCUCCUCUGGAGAAUGCCAUGACUUCAUCAUUAGAGUUACUUGGUUCUCCCUCAUCUGAUAUAUCACAAAUUUCAAAAGAAAAACGGGCUUGUUUUCCAGCACAACAUGAAGAUGAUAGCUCCGUAAUAAACGGCAACUUUGCUAACUCUACUGCUAGAAUUGGCGCGGAUGCUGCUUUGCCACCUAAAGAAUAUCACGGUGUCUCAGCAGGUGAUGCCUCAAAGGGAAUGGAUGCUAAUAUUUUCUGUCAAUUUGAAGGUAGAAAUCUGCCUGGCUUUGCCGAUAAUCAGACCAAUGAAAAAAUUAUUGCUAAUGAGAUAAAUAAGGAAGAAGACAUGCCGCCUGUUAUACUCAACGGCCACCAUCUUCACACCCAUGUGCAAGUCCCAAUGCAUAUGAAAGGAUCAGAAUCAGCUGCUUCUACUGAACACGUCAAGAAACUGAGUGAAAAUAAAAGGCUUGUCCAUAUUGCAGCACCAUUUGAAUCAGUUAGGGAGGCUGUGUCAAAAUUUGGUGGCAUUGUAGAUUGGAAAGCUCACAAAACACUCACUGUAGAGAAACGCAAGCAUAUUCAUGGUGAACUCGAGAAAAUACAAGGAGUUCCGAUAUACGAAAAAGAUUCAGAGGCUGCAGAAGUUGCUAAGGACGAAGCACUGAAGGAGUUGGACAGUAUCAACAGCCUUGUAGAGUUACUUAAGCUGAACCUAGAGAGAGCACAAAUUAACAAGGUCCAAGCCAAGCAGAAUGCACAACUCGCUCAGCUUCAAGCCAAAGAGAUCAAAGAUGGUAUUGCCGAUGCGGCAAGCAUUGCAUCGGUAUCAAAACUUGAGGUUGCUGAAGCUUGGUAUGAAGCAGCAGUUGCAGAACUGAACUCUGAAUUAAUAGAACUUCAAGAACAAAGCACUUUUCUAGUUGGUCAAAGUGAAAUUGUGAUGAGAAGAUCUGAGGAGGCUAUUUCUGCUUCCAAGGAGAUCGAGAAGGAAGUGGAGGGCUUAACCCGAGACCUCAUCACCGCAAAAGAAUCACUUGAAUCCGCCCAUGCUGCACAUCUUGAGGCUGAAGAGCAUCGCUUGAGUGCAGCUCUGGCUAGAGAUAAAGAUUGCCUUUACUGGGAUAAGGAACUACAGAAAGCUCAAGAAGGGCUGCACAUGCUUAAUGAACAAUUUUUGCAGGUGAAGGAUGUCAAGACAAAAUUAAUAGGAGCAUCCAGUUUGUUGGCUGAACUCAAAAAAGAAUUGGCUGCAUAUAUGGAAUCCCAACUGAAAGAACAGUCAGCGAGUCUUGAAGAAGACGAGUCCGAAGAUGAUCUGGAUUUGGCUUCUAAGAAAAAGGAGCUUGACAAGGUUAAGACUAAUGUUGAGAUGGCAAGAAAUGAAGUCAGCAUACUAAGAGUAGCUGAAUCCUCACUCAAGUCUAAGCUUGAAAGCGAGAAAGCGGAGCUUGUCUCAUUGAGACAGAGGGAAGAAAUGGGUUUGAUAGCUGUUUCCUCACUUGAAGCUGAGAUUGAAAGGACAAUAGAAGAAAUCGAACAAGUCGUUGCGAAGGAGAAGAUAGCGCGGGAGAAGGUGGUGGAGCUUCCGAAAUUGCUUCAGCGAGCGGCUCUUGAAGCAGAAAAAUCAAAGUCAUCAACUAAGAUGGCACGAGAAGAGCAAAGGAGGUUAAUUGAAGAAGUAGAGCAAGUUAGAUCCACUUUAAGCAUAUCAAAGUUUAGGCUGACAGCAACUUUAAAGGAAAUUGAAGCUUCUGCAGCAUCAGAAAGGCUGGCACUUGCAGCUGUUAAAGCUCUAGAGGAUAGUGAGGCUGCUGCCGCUAUGGGAGAGUCUUCUCUGGGAGUGCCCCUUCCUCUUGAGGAGUACUACACCCUGAGCAAGAAGGCCCACGAAGCUGAGGAGUCUGCUAAUGAGAGGAUCAUUGCUGUAGCAGCCGAAAUUGAGGCGGCCAAGGUAUCUGAGUUGAAUAGUUUGCAGAGAUUGAAAUAUGCAUACCAGGAGUUGGAUAGAAGGAAGGAAGAAUUGAGGGAUGCUGCUGAAAAGGCUAACAAAGCUAAAGAAGGUAAACUUUGGGCUGAGCAGGGGUUGAGAAAGUGGAGGGCUGAGCAUGAGCAGCAGAGGAGAGCAAGCAGAGGUGGCCAAAGUGCUUUGAAUCCUCCAAUGUCUCCGGCAAAAAAAACUGAUGAUAGUUUUGUGACAAAAACUGAGAGCACAGCAGCUGUUUCUGUUGCAGCUAAUGUUAUUCAUCUUUCCCCAGGGCCAAAGGUUCACAUAUCAGGUGAUAAAAUAGAGCAUGCUGUCCCAGAUUUCAAGCCAAGGAAGAAGUCUUUUAUUCCUCACAUGGUUAUGUUCAUAGCCAGGAAAAAGGCACAAUCAAGGAAGUAGUUAUCUGGCUUGGUGGAAAGUGCCUAUUUUGUAUUCAUUAUGCCUAGAGUAUCCAUUAUUGCUCAUGCCCAAAAGGUGGAUACAAGUACAAGCUUGACUUGCUUAUUUGUAGAAGCUUUGCUGAAUAAUUGGAGCGUAUAUUUGUAAUCAAUUUGUGAAGGUUGGAGUUUCAAUUUGUAAAGGGAUUUGUUUGAAUAACACUGCCAGUUAAAAGAGAAAAGACUGAAAUUUUUAGUAAUGUGGUUGGUUCAAAUUUGAUGUCAAUUUUGGGCAUUUCACAGAGAGAGAAAGAGAGAGAGAGGAUUGAGUAAGCCAGAUGUUACCUUCUGUAAGUAUAAAUAAUGUUAAAAGGUGUGUUGCAGCUAGGGGGGUGUAUAGAUUUACUCAAAACGGAGGAAGAUGCACAGUGAAGUAAUCUGUGAGAUGAAGGCCCCGUUUGGGGCAGUUUCAUUGGAGCGUUUGCAUUUUGAAAAUACAACCGAGGCGUUUGUCUCGUGUGUUCGCUCUGCUUAUCCGAAUAAGUCGUUCAGGUUUUCUUAAUAAACGCGGUCGCAGGCUCGACCCUGCGGUCCACGUUCUUACCCCCUUUUAUUACCCGCAUGCCCUCCGUUCCUCGCUUGACCCCCAUUCUGCCCUUGGUGACUCCUCGCUCGUCUCUCUCCCUUGAAUGCUCCUAUAUUGCGAUUAAUGGUGUCUUGCACCUCUUCCUUCUCCCUCCGACCUCUGGUUAUUAUGCUCUGUAAAUAAUUUUCGAUGGAAUGUCUUUCUAUAUUCUAUUUGUGGUGAUUUUUCGAUGGAAUGAUAUUUUGUAUGCAGUUUCCCGAUGGAAUGGCUUUCUUUAUGCUAUUUUUUUUAUUUUUGGAUGUUAUUUGGAGAAUGGGUGAAAGUGUGUGUUUCAUUUGACGAUAGCAAGACUUCAGAUACUCAUUUGCAGAGGGUGAUCAU